CGCCAGUGUGCCAGUACACGCAGCGUACGUCUGCAGGUUGGUAACGCAUCAAGCAGACGCGCGCACGAACCGGUUUUAAAUAAAUUGCGAAUCGCGAUAGUGAUUUUACGCUUUCUUAAAAUAAAUAAUACACUGUUCGAUAAAUCAAAUUUUUACCGUUCAUGUGUUAUUUUAAUCGUUAACACAAUAUAUGUUUUGGUGAAUUAAAAAAAUUCAUUCUAUAACUGAAUUAAAUAAAAGUGUUUGUGCGCGUGCAUAUCGGAAUGGACGCGAAGGAGCAGCUAAACAAGAAUCAAAAUGGCGACGCCGACGCUCUCGAGAACAUUCUGUCGCACGUCGGCGACAUGGGUCGCUACCAGAAACUGCUGUUCUUGGCGAUGAUGCCGUUUGGACUAUUUUUCGCGUAUAUCUACUUCGUCCAGAUGUUCAUAGCUGCGACCCCCCAGAGGCACUGGUGCAGGGUUCCCGAGCUUCAGCACUUGGAUAUGGAGUUGAGACGUAAUCUCUCGGCUCCGGGCGCGGUCACCGGUGACUGGGACCGAUGCAGCACGUACAAGACGAAUUGGACCAGAGUACUGGAGACCCUCACGCCACCUGACCCCGGGACACCGACGGUGCCCUGCGAGAACGGGUGGGAUUUUGAGCUGACUGAUAUACCUUAUCAUACUGUAGUUAGCGAAAGAGGAUGGGUGUGUGAGAAGUCCGGAUACGCACCCACAGCUCAAGCCAUAUUUUUUGCUGGUUCAUUUGUCGGGGGUCUUUUGUUUGGAUGGAUCGCCGACAACUUCGGAAGAGUUCCAGCACUGAUAGGUUCGAAUCUAGUCGGCAGCAUUGGAGGUAUAGCAACGAUAUUCACAAGUGGAUUGUGGGACUUCAUAGCGUGCAGAUUUUUAGUCGGAAUGUCCUUCGACAACGCAUUCAUGAUGAUAUAUAUUUUAGUACUAGAAUACGUCGGUCCCCGGCAUCGUACCUGGGUGGCGAAUAUGUCGAUAGCCUUGUACUUCGGAACUGGUUGCCUGACGUUACCCUGGCUGGCUCUAUGGAUGGGUGACUGGAGGAAGCUGCUCUGGCUGACGUCGCUGCCAAUGCUGAUAGUCCUCUUCGUGCCUUUCGUCGUCCCCGAGAGUGCGAGAUGGUUACUAACAAGGGGCCGAGUGAACAAAGCUGUUGAGAUACUAAAGACGUUCGAACGCGUCAAUGGCACUAAGAUACCUGACGAUGUCAUGGACGAUUUUGUUGUAUCGGCGCGUCAAACUAAGCAAGAGAGAGAGUCCCUGAUAAUAUUAUUCAAGAACGGCCCGCUCCGCAUCACCAUGAUUCUGAUGGUGGUCGUCUACAUGGUGUGUGCGGUUAUAUUUGAUGGUCUGGUGCGGCUGUCCGACGCAUUCGGCCUGGACUUCUUCAUAACAUUCACAUUUACGUCGGCUACGGAGAUCCCUUCAGUUACAUUUGUAGCACUUCUACUUGACAGAUGGGGACGUAGAGUUCUGACGUGCGGUCCUAUGGGAAUAUCCGGGCUCUUGAUACUGAUCGCGAUUUUUGUUCCCAAAGGCAUCGCCCAAGCUGCACUGGCCGUAAUGGCGCGGUUCUUCAUCAACAUGUCGUACAACGCUGCGGUCCAGUGGGUCACGGAACUGCUGCCUACCGGCGUCAGGGCGUCGGGAUCCUCAGUCCUGCACAUGAGCGGCUACGUCGCUAUAGUGCUCUCACCUUUUAUUGUCUAUUCGGAACGUGUUUGGACCCUGCUGCCGCUAGUUAUCCUGAGCGUGAUAGCUCUGGCUGGCAGCGGUGUCGGCAUCGUGUUGCCGGAGACCAUGGGCAGAUCCAUGCCGCAGACCAUGGCCGACGGCGAGAGGCUCGUCAGAGAUUAUUCGUUAUGCUGGAAACCAAAGUCGGAAAGCUCAGAAACAGGUCAAUGGAAAAACGAAAAGGAAAAAACUCAUCCUUUAGUAUAGAAACUCCUUCCAGUUCCCGAAGGGAAGGAACUUCCGAGGGGGCGUGUUUACGGACACAAAUGAACCGCGGUGAUCAUUAAGGUUAAUUUUACUCAACGUAUUGCGUAUUAAUAAUAAAAAUAGAUAAAUAAUCAUUGUAGUGCAUUUACUUUUACGUAAUUGCAAGCUUGUUAUGCAGUUAUAGGGAAAAUGUUCGAACUCUAAGUGCGAACUUUGCGUUUGUGUGGGUGUGGGUCAAUGACAUCAGAUAGUAAAAAUACAAAUACAACUUAAUAACGGGUAUUUUAUUGUUAAUUUGUAUUUUUGUAUUUAUUAGCGUAUGUGGGUAGGCCGUCGGACGGUAAGCCGUUACCGGGGACCGUACUUUUUUUUUUCUUUUUUUUUUUCGGGCCGAGGGCCGAACCUCCUACGAGGUCCCCGCGCCUAGGGGGCGCGCGGGGUAUGUGAGACUUAACGAUCUGCAGGUGUUGAGAGCAGAUCGCGGGCCCAAGGAUUUUAGGGCCCACCCACUAAACGACUCCCCUGCACUCUUACACCCGACGUCCGAUCUCCGUCCGGGGUCAGAACCUGGACAGAGUAGGGGGGUUCCCGCGGUCAACACUACAACCAGACACGCGGCGCCACCGGGGACCGUACUUGCCUUAACUCGAAUGCCGUCGCCAGUUUGAGACAUUAUAUAUAAAGGUUGGAGUAACAUGGUCACAUCCACCAUCGAGCUUUUCAGAUUCAAAAGCAUUAUUGUCAGGUCAUUGCUCCCGAAGUUCUAAGCUAUUAAUUCGAAUGCUUACUAAAAUCAAAUCUGUCAUACGUAAAGUAUAUCAAAGGCGUUUGCUUUGUUAAUACCAUCAGAACUGUGUGCUUAGUGCGAGUUUUUUAACUUCUCGAUCGCGUAAAAGUUAACUCGAAAUUAUAUGGAGUUGGAACAGCGCCCCUAGCGGCAAACGAAGAGAAGUUGCGCAGAACUUGCAAAGCACACUGAUGGCGUAGAUUAACUUCUUCCGUAUAAUUUUAGUAAAAAUUCAAUUUACUUUAGUACACACUCACACAAAAGCAAAAAAGGUUCAUCAUGUCCUUGAUUAAAUAAAAUUGUACGUUAAAAUAAGAAUUCUAUGGUCGUUUUUAAUGUAUCAAGUAAUAACGAUAUCUUGUAGAUGUGAGGGUAAUCGUUCCCCGCGCUGCCUUUGAAUCUUUAAAAGAAAACCUUCAAUAGCUUUAAGCACGCCUUCCAUUAUUAAUAAAAUUGUAUUAAUAAUAACGUCAAUUAAUUUGUUAGAAUUGUAAUUUUAAGGUAUUUAGGAUACUUUUUUAUUAAGCCAUUAUUUUUCUUUUCUUAUUGUCAUCGUGUCUAAAACAAGAUGUUUUUAAAGAGAAACUCAUAGGCUAUAAAUAGUGCGCUAAUAAAUUAAAAUGAAUUGUGGCGUGACAGGGUUUCGUCCAGUGUGAAGUUAUUUCUGGCUAUAUUAUCUUACACACAUAUACAUCAUGAGUUUGGGAUUUCCCCCCAAUAGAUGGCGCUGCUCGAUUUGUCUGAAUCGUGCAAUUGUCCCCACGGAGUGAAUUUUCUUGGUUUUUUUAAAAUAAAUACCUAAUAGGUAGAUAUUGUUACGUUUUUAUGAGUUAAUAUUACACACUCGGUAAUUACAAAUCUAAAAGUCUGGGAUCCAAGUUUCUGAAAACAUUGAUCACUAGUGCAAAAGUAGCAACAUACUGCAAAUACACCAGUAAACAUAUUCUCAGUCGCUUAUUAAUUAAAGUGACCGGAAUUACUAAUAUUAUUUGUCAUUGUUUUUGUUUUUUUGUUUACCGUUCUAGUUAGGUUUCAAUAUCUGACCUUUUAGCUCUUUCACAAUGGUGGAUUAAUGAAGUACCUACGUUUAAAAUUAAAAUCCUAAAAUUUAACGGUGCGUAAAGGACGACUUUUACGUUGAUAGGUAUCUAUGGGCUCUGGUAAAAGUUUAACAUCAGAAGGACCGCGAGCUCAUUACUUAAUCUAGAGAUAAAUAAAUCUAUACUACUGGUAUAUUUACAGUUGAGAUUUUAAAUUUCUUAAAACAGUAACAGUUAAGCAUCACUACAUAGUAUAAAACAAAGUCGCUUUCUCUGUCCCUAUGUAUGCUUAAAUCUUUAAAACUACGCAACGGAUUUUGAUGCGGUUUUUUUAAUAGAUAGAGUGAUUGAAGAGGAAGGUUUAUAUGUAUAAUAACAUCCAUUAAACAGUGGAGAAAUCAAUAAUAAAUUACAGUUUCCGAAGCGAAGUGAGGGCGGGUCGCUAGUACCUGAUAUAAACUAGUUUCAAAUAAAAUAUACAAUCUUAAAGUAAUGUAUGUUGUUUACUUUAUAAGUGGCGAUAAACUAUUCUACUGGUUUCUUAACACAUUGCGCAAACCGUCUAUAGCCAAUCUAUAGACUGUUUGUGCAAUGUGUUAUCUCUAUUAAUGCGUAUAAAGCGCGGAGCGUCGUAAUACAGACUAUUGCGCAGUUUGAUUAUAGGCACUAGGUAUCGAUUUUUACGGACGUGUUAAUAACACUUAUAAAUAACAAUUAAAACUAAAUUUUUCUGUGAAUUUAGCUAUGAUUUUAGUAAUUUUUUUUUUCAAUUAAAUAAAGUUUUUGAUAGAAUACUUUUUUCAGUAAAUCCUAUAGAACUUUCUCCAAAAUAUAUGAAAAUGAGGUCAGCACUAAAAAGGUCAACGUACUUGGGAAGGUAUAUAUAAAGAACUAUGUGCUUAAAUUCUUAUCCUUAUAAUUCUUUAUAGAUUAUCUGUCUUAUAUUUUGUAAAAAAAUGUAGUGGAGCCUACGAUUAAUGUACAACUUUAAAAAAAUGCCGAAAUAAGUUAAAUUAAUGACGAAUAAUUAUCAUAACGAAUGCGGUCCAACCGGUCUCUCACUCAAAUAUCUAUGAUAAGAGAGAUAAAGGUAAUAAAUCAGUGUGGUCUAAUGUUAUUACUUUAUGCGGGAGAGUUUCCAUCAAGCUUUUACUGGUGGUAGGAGGUUUUGUGAGAGCACAUCGGUAGGUACCACCACCCUGCCUAUCUCUGCCGUGAAGCAGUAAUGCGUUUCAAUUUGACAGGUCCGGCAGCCGCUGUAUUUAAAAACGGAGACUUAGAACUUGUGUCUGAUGGUGGGUGGCGCCAUUUACGUUGCCGAUGUCUAUGGGCUUCGGUGACCACUUCACACUAGACGGGCCGUCAGUUUGUUAAACCUUAUGAGCAAGAAAUGGUUGUAUGUGCGAAUGGCCUAUUUUGGGUAUGGAAAUCGGUUGUUUUCUUAACACAAACAUUUGAUUGUAAAUUACAUACUAUCAUAGAAUAUAUGGCUAUGUGUACAUUGGUUUUCCAUAUGCAAAUUUGUUUUAUUGUUUUGCGAAGACAUACAAGCUUAUGGUCCACUAGAUACAUAUGUACAUGUAGGUACAUAUAUUUAUACUUUUUAAUUAGAUAUAUACUCGUGCCUUCGCUUAUCAUCCUCAAAGUUAGGGGCCCAGCUAAUCCGCUUUCUAACUCUAAGUACUCUUUCCAAAUCUCUUCUGAAGAAAAAUAUGUCAAGACAGAUAGUAUCGGGACCAUGAAAUGUGAUGAUUAGCGCAGACGUAGUUCAUUCCAGUGGCAGGAGUGAAACGGUAAGAAAGGUGAUAGGCACGUAAAGCUUUUAAAAUAACUGUCUCAUAGGUAUCGACAGGGUCGUGAUUAAUCAAAAUAAGAUUAUGAAUUUAAUUCCUUUUAAUUUUUAUUUUAAGUACGCAUGCCUUAAGGACUGAGAUUUUGUGAAGUAGGUACGUAUGUGUAUGUAUCGAUCUGUUAUAUGGACAUCCAAGAUUAUCUUGGUAGGUAAUCGAGUUAAGGUAACAUGGAGUCGAUCGCCUGUUUCUUCAUUUUUGAAUGCUAAAAGAUAUAUUUAAAAUUAAUUUUACUGUUUAGUCUUAUUAUAAAACUUUCGUGGUGACGGUCUUAUAUUAUAUAAACGUCGAGAAUAAAAUAGUGAGAACAAUAAAAAUACAAGACUAAACCGUAAAAGUUGUUUUAAAUGAUGUCUGCAGUACAAAAAAAUUUUGAAAGAUGUUUGGACGGUGUUAUAGCCAAACUCAGAACUUGUGUAUCCUUUUCUAUGUAUUAUAAAUAUAUUAAAGCUACAGAGCUUCAAGCUACUUAGUAUGUUGUAAGGUUUUUAAUUUUACAAAUACAUGUUUAGCAUAUCAAUAUUUUUAGGUUAUAUUGAAUAAGACGACCUGAACAUUGUUCAAGUAAUACUAAAAGUAUUGUACAAAUGUUUUUAAUAAAUGAUAAUUUUCUAAUUA
Messenger RNA from Bombyx mori (domestic silkworm), 6250 nucleotides. RefSeq names its product carcinine transporter. Gene Ontology annotation, biological process: transmembrane transport. Gene Ontology annotation, cellular component: membrane. Gene Ontology annotation, molecular function: transmembrane transporter activity. The record is from RefSeq and is a predicted model, not a curated record. The coding region runs from base 264 to 1955 and encodes 563 amino acids. Lineage: Eukaryota; Metazoa; Arthropoda; Insecta; Lepidoptera; Bombycidae. The transcript is spliced from 12 exons.